Molecule: messenger RNA, 1483 nt
Organism: Anopheles merus
Lineage: Eukaryota; Metazoa; Arthropoda; Insecta; Diptera; Culicidae
Gene: Rab14
Product: ras-related protein Rab-14
Exons: 5
Coding region: 101-820 (239 amino acids)
Biological process (GO): defense response to bacterium; Golgi to endosome transport; endocytic recycling
Cellular component (GO): phagocytic vesicle; recycling endosome; trans-Golgi network
Molecular function (GO): GTPase activity; GTP binding
Source: RefSeq, a predicted model, not a curated record
UUAGCUUGGUUUCUGUCGCCUUACCACGCACCAGUUGCACUAACUUUAGCAAACUGUUAAGUAAAACAUACUCACAAUUGGCUCAAAAAGUCCUCUCAAUAUGAGCUUCAUCAGUAAUGUAUCACGAAAGCUUUACGAUGGUUUCGAUCAAACCUACGAGAAAAUAUUCAUCAUGUCGGCCGGACCGUAUAAUUAUUCGUAUAUCUUCAAGUACAUCAUAAUCGGUGAUAUGGGAGUCGGCAAAAGCUGCCUGCUGCAUCAGUUCACAGAGAAGAAGUUUAUGGCCAGCUGUCCGCACACGAUCGGUGUCGAGUUCGGGACGCGCAUCAUCGAGGUUGAUAAGCAAAAAAUUAAGCUGCAAAUAUGGGACACGGCCGGACAGGAGCGGUUCCGGGCGGUGACACGAUCGUACUACCGUGGUGCUGCCGGUGCACUGAUGGUUUAUGACAUUACGCGACGGUCAACCUACAAUCACCUGUCCAGCUGGCUGACCGAUACGCGCAAUCUAACGAAUCCCAGCACUGUGAUAUUUCUCAUCGGCAACAAAUCGGACCUCGAAAGUACCCGCGAGGUGACGUACGAGGAGGCGAAAAAUUUUGCCGACGAGCAUGGCCUGCUGUUUGCGGAAGCGAGCGCAAUGACUGGCCAAAACGUGGAGGAAGCAUUUCUAGAAACGGCCCGAAAGAUCUACCAAAGCAUCAAGGAUGGGCGGCUCGAUCUGAACUCGUCCGAAACGGGCGUGCAGCAUAAGCCGGCCCAACCCGGCCGAACCACGCUCAGCAACGAUGCACAGACGAACAAGGAAAAUUGCUCCUGCUAGGAGGCACAUCGGGAGUUCCAUUGCAGUCGGGUUGGCGCGGGUGCGUGUGUGUGGCAACGAUUUUUACCCCGUUUCACAGAGCGGGAAGUGAGUGAAGGAGGAAACUACCGUUCGAAACGAAACUACAAGUUGCGUUUCGUUUUAGGGCAAAGUGUCUGUAUGUGUGUUUUUCUUCAAGCAAGCAUAUAAUUGGGAUCCUUCAUGCGAAAUUGCGCCAAACGAUUUUUUUUCUAUAGUUCGAAGCAAACUCUAAAGCAAACCCAGAAACCCCGCUUCCAGUUUCAGUCAUUUGUGAGAUCGAGUUUGAUAGGCCUACGGGAAUUUUUUGUUUGUUACUAUUCCAUACACAUCUACGCUGCAAUGCUAGGCUCUGCAACAUUCGAAACAGAAUAUCUUUAACCUUUCCCUGCAAUUUUUGUUAAGUUAAUUUGUUGUUAAUAGUUGACUGAUUGUGAAGAUCAAACGAGCGGCAGCAGGAACGAAACGAACCGCUUCGCGUGUGUAGGUACUCUACUACUAACCCCCAGGCACGGCGGAGAGCCGAUUUUUAAGUGAUGAAAGGAUUAAGUAUACCCAAUUUAGUUGAUCGGUAAGAAAUGUAUUUUAUUGUACGCAAAUAUAGUAAGCAAAAGGGAGUUUUAUUUAUGUUUCCCCGCAGUUUUA